CGCAGGCGUUGUUUUGGAGGAGGAAGUGAAAGGGGAAGAGAGACGCUGGGGAUAGCAGACAAGCCUUGAAGCAAAGUGCCAAAUUUACACACCGGCUGUAGAUAAUCUGCAUCGUCAAUUUACGACAAGGGUAUUGUUAGUGUUCACGCAACGGGCAACGUAUUUCUCUAAGAAUUUGAAACGUGGUAUCGCCAAAUUAACGCUAGCUAACGAGUUAAGUGACAGCGAGCUAGCUAGCUAGCUAACGUAACGCCUAGUUAGCCAAUCACGCUAACCGUCCUGCACAACAACAACUAGUCAGCGCGCAGCCUGCUCGAGUCCCGUCAAGAAGUCGAAGCUGUGGAAAAAUGACGUCCAGGAAGAAAGUGCUCCUGAAAGUCAUCAUCCUGGGAGAUUCCGGUGUUGGAAAGACCUCCCUAAUGAACCAGUAUGUGAACAAGAAGUUUAGUAACCAGUACAAAGCUACAAUAGGAGCAGACUUCCUCACCAAGGAGGUGAUGGUGGACGACCGACUCGUUACAAUGCAGAUCUGGGACACAGCUGGCCAGGAGAGGUUCCAGUCUUUGGGCGUUGCGUUCUAUCGUGGAGCCGACUGCUGUGUGCUGGUGUUUGACGUGACUGCACCCAACACCUUCAAGACACUCGACAGCUGGAGGGAUGAGUUCCUGAUCCAGGCCAGCCCUCGGGAUCCCGAGAACUUCCCCUUUGUGGUGCUCGGCAACAAGAUUGACUUGGAGAACAGACAGGUAACCACCAAAAGGGCUCAGGCUUGGUGUCAGAGUAAGAACAACAUCCCCUACUUUGAGACCAGUGCCAAAGAAGCCAUAAAUGUAGAACAGGCAUUCCAGACAAUUGCACGCAACGCCCUCAAACAAGAGACAGAGGUGGAGCUGUACAAUGAAUUCCCAGAGCCUAUAAAACUGGAUAGGAAUGACAGAGCUAAACCUUCAGCAGAAAGCUGCAGCUGCUAAGGGACAACUUGGACCAUCUUCUCUCUUGGCUUUCUGAAACACCCCGUCACCGGUUCCAUCACCUGCACCUCGCUUCCGGGGAGAAGACUCCCCUACUGGUCUUCCUCCUUCACGCCACUGUUCAUUCCAUCGACACAAACCCUCACGCAGUACACAAAUUAAUACACUAGCUGAUAAAUCCAGUGCCCAAAGAUCACACGAGAGAAGAAUGACACCCCUUCUGACCACAGAGUCCCUGACUUGAUAGUGAGUGAUCUCCUGUCCCGCCCACCCAUUUUUCUGACUUUGGCCCCUGACACUCACGCCGAGGGGGAAAGAUGGAGCCAUGUUCACAGAGUGCAACCGGAAACUCUAGAUCGACUUGCUGAAGCUCUGUAAUGUGAGAUGAUGUUGGCUAAUGUCGGCAUCCUAAGUAUCUUAUUCACUCUUUCUGCUUUCUAUUGCCAAUCUGUCAAAACAUAAUUGCGUUGAACUAUAUAUAUAUAUAUUAAUUGGCUGAUGUUAUUUCCCUAGCUUGAAACACAAACUUGUUUUUUUGCACUUUCUUUUUAUGUUUUUUGCCUUUAAAUAUUAUAGAGGGAUGACUGAUUUUGGGCAACGUCUGCUACACACGCGCAAGCUUCAAAUGAUACCUCCUCACUUGUUUUCCCUGUCAAAUAUGUCCCCUGAGAAUCUGUUGGAACACUAUGGUGAUUGUACUGCCUUUUCCCUUCAAGUGAGUGUGUUAAUGGGUUUAUACCUGCCUCACACUGCAGAAGAAAUGUUCCUAAGUAGACAUUAAGUAAAAGCUGAUACCGCAGACACAGUGUAAAACAUGGAUUCAUUCCUUGAUAUAUUAAUAUUUGCCUUUUAUGUAACAUUACUUGUACUGCUACUAUUACUGCUGUAUGUGUUCUGUUCUUCAUCAGACAUCUUUUAACGCUAUGGAAUUACAAUACGUGUCACCAACACAGCAUACACCUGUCUUCUGUCAUGUCUUUGUUAUUGCUGUUCUCUCUAUCUGCUUGUAGCUCAGGUUGGCUAAGUACUUCAUAUUUUUAACGGAUUGUUCAUUACGGUGUAUAGAUGGUAAAUGGCAGAUGGAUCCAACUGAAAUGGACGUUCUCUCUUCCAUUUAAAGAAAUGAUCGAACAUCUUGCCCUGGUAUUACUCUUUCUCCUUAUAGAAAAAAAAAAAUCACUGCAAUGCCAAUGAUGUUGUCAAAGAAAAUUGGGACGUCAAAUAAAACUCUUGAAUAUAUCAA
This is a messenger RNA of Anarrhichthys ocellatus (wolf-eel), 2214 nucleotides long. RefSeq names its product ras-related protein rab7-like. The transcript is spliced from 6 exons. Gene Ontology annotation, cellular component: late endosome; phagocytic vesicle; lysosome. Gene Ontology annotation, molecular function: GTP binding; GTPase activity. NCBI's taxonomy places the organism in Eukaryota, Metazoa, Chordata, Actinopteri, Perciformes, Anarhichadidae. Gene Ontology annotation, biological process: phagosome-lysosome fusion; endosome to lysosome transport. Bases 348 to 971 code for a protein of 207 amino acids. The record is from RefSeq and is a predicted model, not a curated record.